Molecule: messenger RNA, 1356 nt
Organism: Symbiodinium sp. CCMP2456
Lineage: Eukaryota; Dinophyceae; Suessiales; Symbiodiniaceae
Source: the annotation of a GenBank genome assembly
AUGAAUGAUGCUGUUGUGGCCGAAUGGCUCUGUGGGGCCAGCGGAAAGGAGAUCGAAAGUUGCCAGGAGACAGCAGAGUCCCUUUUGGGAGGAUUGUCGGAAGUGCUGGAAGCAAAGCUGUCCUCGGAAUCUCUGAUGAAGUUUUCGCUCUACACCGUCAAGGCUGUGGCCACACUGGCCCCGCUGCCUCCUCCGCUGGGCGUGGUGCUGAACAAGGCUGCAGACCUGGUGCUGAAUCGACUCAGCCGGGAGGCUGAAGCUGAGCUGGAGGACCUGGAAUCCAAGAUGGAGCAAGUGAGCCAGCGGGUCAUGACCGAGGAACUGCUGCGCUUGGGUUCUGCUCAGGCAAGGGCCGAAGAGGAUCAGAUCCAGGAGAUGUCUUCCAUGGAUGCCCUCUGGACCGACACCAUCUCUGGGAGUGGCGAAAACGGGGACUUCGCUCGGACCAUGAGCCAGGCCAGCAGCUUCAACCGCUGGGCGGCGAUCGAGCAAGGCUUGGCUACAAGUGCAGAGCUGCUGCUGCCGAGCAGCGGCAUGGUAGACGUCGAGGAGCGUGCCAGAUUUGCGCGGAUCCUCAAGCCGCACCUCGAGAUGCAUAUGUUGGUGCUCUCUCACAUGCAUGGAGCGGUCCAGGGAACUAAGCAUGAGAUCCGAUUGCGGGACACUCUCAAGAAGAAGGCACGCCGUGCGGCCAGAAACGUCUUGCCAGAUCUGAUCCUCCUGAGCGCAACGCACCGUGGGGCAGACGCGCUCACCAAGGCUGCCUUGAACACCCCCUUAUUACUGCACCGCUCGCCAGAAAGGGCAGCGGCUUGCCGAGACCUGGAGGUUGCGAGCACCAUGGAGUUCGAGUUCUUAGUGGUUUGCAUAUGGUUCCCGCUUCUCAGCAAACCCUCGGCCUUUGCUGGAGCUCUGAUGGCACCCAAGUAUUUCAUACCCGAAAGGACUUCCCGCGGUGACUUCACCGUCUUGAACUUGAAUGGAAAAGACAGUGUGGAUCCAACCGAAGCUGCCCGAGUUAUUGAGUUUAAAGGGCAUCACCUGGACUGCAACCAAUCUGAACGCAUGGAAGUGGUACAGCGGAUGUACCAGGAAGCGUAUAGCUAUCACAGGGCUGCUCAGAGAAUACGUGUUGGCUGCAGUGCAUCAACAAACCGCCGCCACAUCACCUUCAAGACCCCAGGACUUUGCGUUGACGUCGUGAAGUUCUUUGAGACCCAGACGAUUGCAGAGCUGGUGGCGGUGGAGUUGAGUGAGCCGUCCACCAGCAUGAAGAAACUCGACAUUUUCGGAAAAGACAUAAUUAGCAGCACAUGUCGCCUAGCAAACCGAGUCCUCAGUAGGCCUCCUCAUUGA